CGAGGCCAAAUAAUCAUUUCGCGCGGCAAAAGAAUAAGGCACUGUUAAGUUGCCAAACCCUUGACCUCUCGGCUUCUCAUUCUAAACGUUCAGUCGUGUGGGUUUGUGCAGCGAAACGUUUCUUCUCUCUUCUCGUUGUCCUUUUUUUAUUCGUGCAUAGGUGAAGUGAUGGGACCAGAAGAGGACUCCAUCGAACAAGCUGCAGCAGCUCGCCGGGAGAGGCUAAGAGCUCUUAAAGCUGCUCAGGAAUUGCUAAACACCCCAGAUGAGGAUUCUGCUCAAGUUGAGCGUGAGUCUAAUGAUGAGAAUGGAACUGACGAAGAAAAUAAUCUCAACAUGAAAUUUCGGAACUAUGUUCCUCAUGAUAAGCAGCUUCAGGAGGGAAAGCUUGCUCCACCAGUGCUUCCAAAGUUUGAAGACCCUAUUGCAGCUGCGCCUCCACCAUCAGCAAAAGAGGAUCCAUUUGUGAAUAUUGCUCCAAAGAAACCAAACUGGGACCUUAGGAGGGACGUGCAGAAGAAACUUGAUGAGCUCGAAAGACGCACCCAAAAGGCAUUGUAUAAACUUAUGGAGGAACAAGAAAACCAGAAGCAAUUGGCUGAAGAAAAUGGCGGCAAUGAUGCGGAAGAUGAAAACUAGAAUUUUUGUAGGUGAAGCUCAGUUGGAGAAUUGUGGCAAAAGCAGUACAGAAGAAAUUAGUAGAGUUUAGGUAAGAAGAUAUCAGUUGAAAGAACUUCUGGAAUCAUCAUCUAGGUAAAAAAAAAAAUGUAGAAAUUCGGUGAAGGCGCCAUAUUCCUGCUGAUAGGGUCCACUAGAUAUUGUUGUAUUCAGGUUUUGAAUGUUGUGUUUUUACUUAUCUUUUAUGUUUUGAUGGGCUGCUGAAAAUGUCUACUAUCCCGCCCCCAAUUCCUCUUAACUCUCAAGAAGGAAUUGGAAGUGUAAUUCUGUAACUCCCUACGUUUAAACGGGCUUUAAAAUAUUUAUGGCGUGUUGAACUCGUUUUAAAUCACA
Messenger RNA from Alnus glutinosa, 1011 nucleotides. RefSeq lists its product as uncharacterized. The coding region runs from base 169 to 639 and encodes 156 amino acids. The record is from RefSeq and is a predicted model, not a curated record. Gene Ontology annotation, cellular component: U2-type spliceosomal complex; post-mRNA release spliceosomal complex. The transcript has 5 exons. NCBI's taxonomy places the organism in Eukaryota, Viridiplantae, Streptophyta, Magnoliopsida, Fagales, Betulaceae.